Xiphias gladius (swordfish) is the source of this 7302-nucleotide messenger RNA. RefSeq lists its product as uncharacterized. Lineage: Eukaryota; Metazoa; Chordata; Actinopteri; Istiophoriformes; Xiphiidae. The record is from RefSeq and is a predicted model, not a curated record. Bases 116 to 5086 code for a protein of 1656 amino acids. The transcript is spliced from 46 exons. Gene Ontology annotation, biological process: lipid transport; lipoprotein metabolic process. Gene Ontology annotation, molecular function: lipid binding. Gene Ontology annotation, cellular component: membrane; extracellular region.
CUCCUGGGAAUGUUUGGUCAGUGGAGGAGCCGCCAGUUUCGCGCUGUUUUGGAUAUUAACUGGUUAAAAACCGAACCGUAAACAUCUCUGAAGCGUCUUCGGAACCUUCGGCGGGAUGGAGGCGUGUGCGACGAAGCCGGAGGUCAAGAAGAGACCAAAGCCGGCUAAACCUCCUCCAAAGCCUGCUGAGAUGAAAAGAAGUGACCCGGAGAGGCUGGAGAAACCAACUCCCGCGGUGCCGACGCGGCCCACCGAUGCUAGCUCCGGAGAAAACGGCCGAUCCGAGGCCGCCGAAGUUCCCGAGGGCGAGGCGGACGUCAAACAGGGUACUCAGUCGGUCCUGACUGGGAUGUUUCGGCGGAGCCAAAGGGAGAAAACGCCCACGUUCACCAGUUACGUGUUGGACGACAGUGACGAAGAGGAAAGAAGUGGAGACGGCCCGGCCCGACAGGCUCCUGGCAGCAAACCGGUCGUUCUGAAGGGACUGGCGAGAGGUUUGCGGUUCAAGUCGUCGCCAAAGGCCAGCAGCGAUCCGAGUCCAGGUCCCAGCACGGAGGAGGAAGUCUCAGACAAGGGAGAGUCCACAGAAAAAAGCAAAACUGCAGAACCCAAACAGGAAAGAGGAGGAGGUCUGCUCGCUGGGAUGUUCAGGAAAACCCCCAAAGAGAGAUCACUGUCUCCCGCGCUCGCGGUCGGCAGAGGGGACGGUGAUCCCGAAGACACCGGCGGAGAGGAGAAGUCACCUGAACAGUCCCAGGAAAAGGGAGGCUUCUUCUCCGGGGUCCUUAAAAAAUCCCACAAAACCGCGGAUGGGACGCCUGCUCAGGAGGAUCCCAGUGCUCACAGCCAGCUGUCGGCCAGCAGCGACAGUCUGUCUGAAAACAACGGCGGCAAGGAAAAAGGAGGAAUUUUCAGCGGGAUGUUCAAGAAGUCUCCGAAACCGACGGACGCUGCUCAGACUGACGAGGACCAACGGCCCCUACACGACGAUCUGUCGGGCAGCGGGGAUAACCUGUCCGAGAACUCAAAGGAAAAGGGGGGAUUUUUCGGCGGGAUUCUGCGAAAGUCUCCCAGGAUUCCUGGCGAUGGGGCACCUGGGAAGGAUAAAGAGUCGCUGCGGGCCGAGCCGGCAGCCAGCAACGAGAGGCUCCCUGAGAACAGCAACAACGCCAAAGUAAGAGAGGAGAAAGGAGGCGUUUUCAAUGGGAUGUUUAAGAAGUCUCCCAAACUGUCUGAAGGGCCACGACUGGAGGAGGCUUCGGCGUCGCUGCACGGCGACCGCUCCGCCGGCGUCGAGAGCCUGUCGGAAAACAAGGAGAAAGGUGGUUUGUUCAGUGGACUCCUCAGAAAGACUCCCAAAACUACCGGAGAGGAGAAUCUGGCGGCACAGAAGGCCCUCUCGGCCAGCAGCGAGAGUCUGCCUGAGGCUGCCAACACAAAGGAGAAGGGAGGAGCAUUCAGUGGAAUUUUCAAGAAGUCAUCCAGACUUGCAGACGGUCCUGCCACAGAGGAAGAAAAACAGAUGCGAGGCGAUGAGCUGACACCAGGAAGUGAAGGUCUGUCUGAGAACAACACCAAGGAAAAAGGGGGAAUAUUUAGUGGAAUAUUCAAAAAAUUGCCCAAACCUGCAGAAGCUGCUCAACCUGAAGAGGAUGAGUGUCCUGAUAACGAGUUCUCAGCCAGCACUGAAAACUCAUCUGAGAACACACAGGAGAAAGGCGUAGGGCUGUUCAGCGGACUCCUCAAGAAGACUCCCAAAGCAUCAGGAGAAAGGACAGAGUCACCGGACAGAGAGGCUCAGAACGAGCUGUCGGCCAACGGUGACGACCCGUCUGAGAAUAACACUACCAAGGAAAAAAAUAUUUUCAGCCACAUGUUUAAAAAGCCGCAGAAACCAGCAGAGGGGGCUGCGGCAGACAAGGAGCAGGAAGUGAACAGCAAAAAUCCGUUAGCUGGUAGCUGUGAGAAUCUGACUGACACGACCGUCCUGAAGGAGAAACGAGGAGGCCUGGCAGGAAUAUUCAAAAGAUCGGCGAGCAUCGACAACCUAUUUGAGGAGGAGAAAGGUGGACUGUUCAGUGGACUUCUCAAGAAAACACCCAAAGUGUCCGGAGAUGAGGCAGCUGCAGAGGACAAAGACGAGCAGAGAGCGCUGUCAGCAAGCAAUGACAGCCUGUCAGAAAACGCUAGCACCAAGGAGAGAAGCAUUUUCAGCGGGAUGUUUAAGAAGACUCCGAAGCCAGCAGAGGCGACAACAGAUGAGGAGCCAAACACUGGUGAGGAUAAAAAAUUAUAUGCCAGUUGGGAAAAUCUGUUAGAAGUAAACACAUCAAAGGAGAAGACAGGAGGACUUGCAGGGAUCUUCAAAAAGUCUCCCAAACCGGCUCCACGCUCCGUCGCUACUAAGGAUCCACUCAGUGACACAAAGGAACUGUCCGCCAGCUGGGACAGUCUCACAGACGCUGCCGAGGCACACGAUCAGUUGUCCGUCAGUAACGAUAAUCUUUCUGAAGCUACAAGCAAGGAGAAAAAAGUUGGGUUCGCUGGCAUGUUCAGGAGGACGCCCAAAACUUUGGAACAACAGGAGAGCGAGGACAUGGAGGCACCAGAAGGAGGUGGGCUGAGACGCAGGAGGACGAUCAAGAAGAAAAGACGAGUUGUUUCAUUCCGAAUCAAGAGAACUCUUCCCAAAGUACCCAAGGUUGAUUUAUCGUCACAGACUCCAGAUAAGAUGCCAGUCAUUGAGGAGACUGUGGAGCUGCAGGAGCUGAGCCCGGCGCAGGAGAGCACAGUGGAGGUCCAGACGGUGGAGAUGGCAGCUUACCCGACUGAGGACAACCCUCUUCAACCUGAGCAGGAAAGUGAUGAAUUGAUGGAGUGGUGGAACACAGUAAAAGGUUGGACGGAGUGGAACGAGACAUCCAAUUUCAGGGAGGAGGAUGAAGAAAUGGCUAUGGAGCAGGCAGCUGAUCGUGUCUACAUGGCAGCUCGUGUCUUUGUGCGUCUUUUCAACCAGCGGGGCGCCACCUUACAGCAUCACAUCCUGGAGCUUUUGGCUCUGGCCGACGCCGCGGAUCAGUUCCACAGGAAAACGGUAACGGCUGCUGUGGGCGGAGGGGUGGCCAGUGUCGCGGGCAGCGUGGCAACGAUCACAGGGCUCAUUCUGGCGCCUUUCACUUUUGGUGCCUCUAUUAUUGUCACGGCAGUGGGGAUCAGUGUGGCGACAGCAGGCAGCAUCACCUCGGCGACGGCUAAUAUCACGGACACAGUUCACUCCAACAUGGACAGAAAGAAGGUGGAGAAGAUGAUCCAGGGCUACCAGGAGGAGAUCAAAGACAUCAGAGAGUGUUUGGAGUUCGUUCAGGAAGGUAUGGACACCCUGCAGGAGUGGGACUUUGAGAAAUUCUCUCAGAGUGCAGCCAAAAAGGCUCUGAACCACAACAUUAAACAUGUGGUGAAGGAGGGUGGUCGCGCCGGGAAAGCCCUGAUGAUCAACACUGACAAACUCAUUAGCACUGUACAGGUACUGGGCGCUGCAGGCGGCGCCGUCAAAGCUGCCCAGGCCAUCACCGUCACCACAGGGGUCAUGUCGGCCCUCUUCCUGGCUCUGGAUGUUUUCUUCCUCGCCAAAGACUCCCAUGAGCUCCGCAAAGGCGCCAAGACCAAAUUCGCCACCAAGAUCAGGGAGGUUUGUAAAGACCUCCAAGACGGUCUCCUGGAGCUGAACAAGGUGAAGACGCAGCUGCAGAAAACAAUGGACGGCAUCGAGGUGGAGGAGUACGAGGAGAUCGAGGAGGUGGAGGUGGAAGUUGAAGACGAUUUGGAGUCGGAUCCGAAGAAGCUGGCUGAGCUGGAGGAGGAGCUGGACCUCCUGGAGGAGAAACUGGACAAGAAGGCUGAGGAAGAGCAGAAGAAGAGUAAAGAGAUGGAGAAGGAAAGUCUGAAAAGUAAGGAGAAAAAGGAGGAGAAGAGCUCUAAGGAAAAAGGAGAUCCAAAGGAAAAGGAGGAGAAGGAGGAAAACGGAGAAAAUGAUGCAAAGAAAGAGGGAAAGAAGGAAAAUAAGGAAAAAGGCGAAGGAGAAAGCAAGCCGGAGUCCAACUUAGUGAAGUUAGCCGAUGAGGAAAAAGAGCAGAAAAAUGAGAAAAUUGGCAAAGCAGCUAAAGCGGAAGUUUUACAAGAACAAUCUCAGAAAGGAAGCAAAAAAGACAAAGAGACUGAGAACCGAAUAACAGCUGGAAAAGACAAAUAUGAGAAGGAGCCCGACAAGGCAAAAGAAGACACUGGUACAAACAAAAAGACAAACGAAAAACAGAAACAGGUGGCUGUCAAAGAAAAGGAGGAAAUUGAGAGCAAGUGGGGUCAUUCGAAACAAGACGACUGGAGUGGAAAGCAGAGUUCAGAAAGAGUCAAAACUGAGAGAGUGAGUCAAAGAAGCAAGAGCAGCAGAGAGGCUGAGACAGGGAUAAAGCAUGAAUGGAAAUCAGCGAAUAAAGAGAGAGAGGAGCAAAGUGGGAGUAUGAGGGGGCAUUGCAGCAGAAGCGACCAACUCGGAGAAAGAGGGAGUAAACAUGAAACCAGAGAAACUGGUAAGGAGAGAGGAAGCAGCAGCAGAGAUGUGGAGAGACUCACUGGAAAAGAAAGUGACAGGACGGAGGAGCAGAGAGGAGUAAAAGACUGGAGAGCCGAGAUGACAAAAAGGAGAGAAGAGAAAAGAGAAGGUAAAGAAGGAAGGAAGGAAGAAUCUAAGAGAGAGACAAAACAAGAAGAUCACGGAAGAAGCCACGCGAGGAAAGAGCCACAUCGAAAUCAUGAAACAGCGACGAGGAGGGAAAGAGAGUGGGGGAGAGGGACGGCCCCGCAUGAUGAGAAACGAGGGAGCAGGGUUGAGAGCGCGAGGAGGCAAUUUGAGAGGGCAGGAGGUGAGGAGGUGGAGGAGGAGGAGAGGAGGAAGAAGAGGGAGGAUGGAGAGAGUCGGAGGAGGGACAGAGAUAGGAGAGAAAGUGACAGAGACAGAGAGCGUGAACACAGCCGCCGGGGAUCUCGACCGCGAUCCAACGGUCUGCUGGAAGACGGACUGUAUAUUUAGUUUUAAUGGAUGAAUACGAAGUUAUUCUGCACUUUCUUUAUUGUGACCAAAUUAUACGAAAAGACCAAAAUCAACAAUGCGUUAAUCCGUCUCUCAAUACUUGAGGGUAGGUGGAAGAGCUAUUCAGUUCCAAAAUCUUUUUCAUGUGUCUGACAUACAAGGACAAACCUGCUUCACAAAGGUUUGUGAUCGGGACGAGCAGCAAAGUCCUAACUGCAUGCUGACUGGCAGAAUAUUCAGCUUUAACGCGCACUAGAAAGAUGACGGGACGGCGGCCGCUGAACCCGAAUGCGGCCGGUUAUCGAGGAUCGCUGAUCUGACACCAAAUAGGCGCCCAAAGAGAGAAAAAAAAAAACGUGAAAGCAGCCCAUGAGCUGUGGUAUCAUCAAUCAAUCAGUCAUAUGAGAUAAAGAUAGACCCACUGACCACGGCAGGGCGGCGAACAUACAUGAAAUUUCCAUCACUCAUUGUAGCAUUAGAAAUGUUAAUGGUUAUUUAUCAGUUCUUUUGUUAUAAUAUAAGAUAAAAACAAUUUUAAAAAAAGCAAUAAAAACACUAGCCUAAAAAAAAAAAACCCAUGUAAACAAGUAACCUGGUUUUCGUAAUCAAGGUAAGGGAUUAAGGAAACCUGAUUUCCCCCGAUGGAUUUCACCUCAUGUUACUGUUGCGGCCGUUGGUCGCGGAGGAGUGGAACCAACUGUCGGACCUCCCAAAUCUCAACUAUGUACCGUGUGUACAUGUGUUUGGUUGAUUUAACUCCUAGUGGGAGGUGGGUUUGGAAAAAGGAAACAAAAAAACACCACACGUAAACUUACUAGAUAAAAGAAAUCAGCCACGCGCACACAUCCGAAGGACCUCCAUGCGUGUUUACGUAUGUGCAGCCCGGAGGAGCGUUCACAAUUAUAUACAGUUAAAAUAAGAAAAACCGUGAUUCGAGAACGGGGUGGGGUGCGGGAGAGAAAUCGCAUUACUGAGCUGCUGCGUGUGUAUAAGUGGAUGUACAGUCACCAGGUUACGACAUCGCACGGCUAAUGGAGCAACAUUCCAACGCUGGGACUUCUUGAUGUGUGUUAAACCGUUCUUGGACAACACGGGGGAAAAAAACCUUGUCAAACAAUGCGCUGUUGGUUUUCGUCUUUUCAUUGGAUUGGUUGACAGCAGAUAAAGUUACGAGACUGAUCCUGCAAAGCUGCAAUCCGUGGUGUCUGUAAACGUUAAACCUCAGCACACCACUAUCAACUUAAUCAUAAAUGAUAACUCAAUCAUGGCGUGAACUCCCUGCUGAGAAGCAGGGAGGAUUAAACCAUCUCUGGUUUUUGUUGAAAAUAAAACCUCUAGUAGUAUGUAGCCAUGCAUAAACAUGAAUAUAUUUAGCUGUUUUCUUUUUAUUUUAUCUAUUAUUUGUUCGGUUUAGACAAUUUCUGCCGAUUCAAAGCAGGUGAAUGGGAUUUUCUUUUCUUUUCAGUGCAACUUUGAUUUAAAUUUUUUUUUUUUUUUUUUUUUAAGUUAACACCAGGAACAUUUUCAUCAUUCUGUUGCUUUCUAGAACAUAAAACCAAAAUGAACUGCAUGGCUCUUUAAAGCCUCUAUAUAUAGAAUUUUAUCUAAUUAUGGCAUCUUUUAAAUAUUCUAACAUUUUUGCAAAAGUUUGCAGAAAGUUUCAAAUCUUUCCAAGGAGGAGUUUGAACAUCUGUCUCCUUCUUUUUACUACUGAAGGCCUCUAGUUGCUUUGUAUAAAAUACCUUUCGCCACAGCAUCUGUAUAAGAAUCUGUGGAGCAGAUUUCCUAGAAAAUCUGACUUGACAUGAUAUAAAAUACGGCAUAGAGGCUGCUAGUAUUUUGUUAAUGCUUCACGAUAACGACUUACUCAAGUUGUUGCACACUCAGGCGUAAAAGUCUUUUCGUGCAGUCGUCGUAUUUCAGGCACUACAAAAACUUGCUCUGGUAAAUAGAGCAGGGGGAUGGAAUAAUAACAUCUGUAAUUAAGUCAUCGGAUCAUUGUUUUCGUCACAGACAGAUUUUCACUCGGUGCAAUUCAACCAGGCGUCUGUGCGUCGAACGUUGAACGUCAGCCGCGACCGCUUCUUAAUGUGUCUGGAAUAUGGUGCAAUGGUGCACCUGCUCUUGUGUCUGUUGUCACCACUGAUGUUUUAUAUCUUCACUGUUCUGUAUUUUUAUACAGGUGAGCGUUGAUUUUCCACGGUGCCGGUUUCUUG